Molecule: messenger RNA, 468 nt
Organism: Oikopleura dioica
Lineage: Eukaryota; Metazoa; Chordata; Appendicularia; Copelata; Oikopleuridae
Source: the annotation of a GenBank genome assembly
AUGCGUCAGCAGCAGAGUCGCGCUCAACGCGACCAAAUAAAGUUCCAGCAGCUGCAGCAGGAGGCGGAAUUGAAAAGCCAAGACGCUCAACGUCGGGCUAAAUUGGCUGAUGCGCGAGCUGAACACGAUUUAUCCGUCUUGCGACUCGCCCAGCAAGAAGCCCAGCAGAAAGCUCAAGUAGAAGGGGCGUCCGCUGCGUAUACCUCGCCCGCUGUCACUCACGCUCUUACUGCUCUCGAUGAGCAAAUUGUAACGUCCGCUCCCGCUUCAUCGGCUGCUUCUCGCUUCAACCCUUUCAAGAAGAAGAAGCUUAACCCGACUCCUCUUGCGUCCAUCGCCGCUAAGACUGCUGUUGCUCAAGACGCUACUUCCUCCUUGGUCACUGCUCCUGCUCCUGCUCCACCUCUUGCUGGCGAGUUUCCUCCUCCACCAGCCGCCGUGCCUAGCCGAGUGCAACGAUUCAAAUAA